Messenger RNA from Xyrichtys novacula (pearly razorfish), 11215 nucleotides. The record is from the annotation of a GenBank genome assembly. NCBI's taxonomy places the organism in Eukaryota, Metazoa, Chordata, Actinopteri, Labriformes, Labridae.
UGUUCUUCCUUGAGCUGCGGCACCCCGCUGUAGUCUGUAAUGGACUAGCCCUACACGCGGCUGCUGGAAGAGAGUAGGUGAGUUGUGUUUAGUUUCUUUGCUAAAGAAAUUAGUCAAAGUAUAAGAGUUUUAUUUUAUUCCAUUGUUUUAAUUAUAUUGUUUUAUGGUUGUCUAUCUGUUUAUUUACUUCUUUUGAUUAUCCUAUGUACAGCACUUUGUUGGACUGCUGUCUUCUUGAAGGUGCUUUAUAAAUAAACCUGACUUGACUUGACUUUUCAUACAAUCCUGUGUUUUACAAAAAGCACCGAGGAGUCCUGGCAUACAGGCCCUUGUGUUCUUAUGUCAUCUAACAAUAGAUGACAUGAAAACACACAGAUAGAGGCCCCUGGCUGUUCUGUUUUCUUUUUUUCUCUGACUAUAUUGUUUUACAGACUGUUUUCAUAGUGACUCUGGCUGUUUUUCAGAGAGAAAUUUCAGAGCAAGUGAGCCCUCUGAUGGCUGAACCAGAGCGAACAUGGAACCUUCGUAUUUGGGAGGUGGAGAAAAACAAAUAAUCUUCACUAUACUCACAUCACCAUCACAUAGAAAGUGAGUUAUUGUUUUUUUGGUUCCCCAUGACCAGGGGUGUGUCCAGAUGUUUUGUCUGGGGGGCCCCAGUUUAUGCAAAGGGGGCCUAGAUGCACACACCCCUAGGCAAAUAGUAUUAAUGUCCUCUUCCUGUCUUCAUUGUGAAUUCUAAGAUUUAUCGUCAUGUCAACUCAACAGAUGGAUGGAACUUGUGUCAGUGCACUCAUCAUAAGAUACAACAUUCAAAUUACAACAAAUUAUUAAUAUAAGUUUAAAUGACCAGUUAUUAUUUCACAAAUAAAUCGACCUGGGUAGAUGAAUAUCACUGAGUGCAGAGAGUUUGACACCGAUAAGCUUUGAGACCACGAGGACAGUCCUCUCCCGGGUUGUGAUAAUGUUAUGAAAAAGUAAGGAUCAACACAAGGGCGAACCCUCAGCUGACCUUUGAAUUUUUCAGCCGUCUGAGAGAGUAUCAGUCUCUGCUGAGCCUCUCUGAUAAUGGCUCUGGUGUUGUCUGCCCAUGUCAGAGUAGGACAAAUCGUGCUACCAAGAGACUGCCCUCUUGCUCCACCUUCUGGUUGCAAAUGGUUUGAUGUUUUUGUGGCCUCUUCUAAAAUCAGUAUCAUGUCUCUUGUUUUGGAAACAUUCAGUUGUUAGUGAAACCUCGUCACCGUUUGAGAAAAAGCUCACUGUUGAAUGUUUAAACGGAACUGUGAUGGGAAAUUGCAUCAUUAGUUAUAUGCUGAUCAAACUGUAUCAGGCCCAAAUCACUAAAAGGAAAAAUUGAACUGGCUACUAGUCUGUGUGUCUCUCUGAUUAGAAAAGCCCUCCUUGCAUGGCUGUACAGGUUAACCACUUGAUUGUAAAUCAGGUCCCUCAAAAUCACUAAAAAGCAUUUCUAACUGUAUAAUCAGUUGCCAUUUGUUUUCAUAGCCCUGUUAUGGUGAUGCACUGCGAACGCUGCAGGCAUGAAUGUGAGCAGACUCAUUUUUAAUAAUGCAGCAAGAAAAUCUUCCCCGGUGGACAGAAUAUGUAACAACACUUUAGGUUUCUGCAGAAUGGUGCAUCAAAAGUCCCCUAAAGCAGGGGUGUCAAACUCAACCACAGCAAGGGCCAUAAUCUGGAUUAAAGUCUAACCUGAGGGCCCUACAGGGUCAACAUUUAACCCAAACUGUCAGCCUCCUUUUCAAAACAAAAUCAGCGAUGAUUAUAAAUAACUAAAAAAGAUCAAUUUAAAGGCAAUCUGAGAUUAAAAAUCCCACUAAUUAGUUCAAAAGAUCAGAACACAAUAUUAAAAAUAAAGCAAACACAUGAGGAGAAAGUUUAAAUCAUAAGUUUGAAAGGUCAAAAUAUAAGAUCAUUUUGAAAUCAAGAGUUUAAAGUCAAAAUAUGACUUAAAAUUUUAAAAUGGAAUCUAAAGGUUUAAAAUGAAACAAAUCUAAAUACUGAGUUAAAUGACAGCAGGAUUUUUUAUUAUUAUUAUUUACUUUUUUUUUUUUUUUUGGGGGGGGGGGGGGGUAUUUAAAAAUAGCACGGUGUGAUUAAAGGUAUUUUUGUAAAAGUCUUCAACAAUGCUCAUUUAAAUAAACCCACUGAUGCUGAUGUGAUUCUACACACUUUUAUUUUGAAAGUCCUCUAAAGAAAUUAAACGACAGCAGGACUUUUUAGUGUUUAAAGACAGCAAAGUGUGAUUAAAGGCAUUCAUGUAAAAAUCUUCAACUAUUCUCAUUAAACAAACGCUUCUAAUGCUGACUUUUAUUUUGAAAGUCCUCUCUCUUCCGCUGUUACAUUGACAACGUUCUUCCCAUAGUUUGAGUUCGUGCUCGCGCGCUCUCGUCCGUUGAUGUGUGUUGGUUCACGCGCUCUGGGGAUUCCCCCCGUGAUAACAACAGCUCGUCCCCCGGCCUUAUCGUCUUUCGUCGCUCAUAUGCUCUUCGCCUGGAGCUUCGUACGGUCACCGGAUAUGUAGUCGACGACCUGCGCCUGUUUUCGACUCGUUCUUCGCGAAUUUAAGACGUUAAAAAGCACUUAGAGAUAUUUUUAAGAGUUUGUAACUAAAGUUAAAUCUCGGGGCUGUUCUUUGAGAGGUUAGUUUUGUCGGUUUGUGGCAUGAAACGCGGCGGCUCUUUCCUCCGGUUUCACAAAGGAGCGGUGGUUUCCUCAGGUGUCUGCUCGCAUCACGGAGCACCGAGCGGCGGCGACGACAGCCGUUAGUAGCCGUUAAACCCUCUGGGAAGGCGGGGAGGGAGGAGAGGGGGAAACCCAGCGACUCCACCACCACCUCUACCACCACCACCACCAACCAUGUCGAGCGGCGGCUACAAGAAAGACGAGUCCCUGGAGGAGAACCGCACAGACUCGGGCAUUGAGUCGUACCGCUCCCUGGUGAAGUCGGACGAGCCUCGGGAGUCGAGCGGCGACUUCAGCGCGCCGAGGGACAAGUUUUCCGGCGGAGACGAGCGUCUGGACUCGGCCUACGGCUCGUCGUCUAUCACGAGUUUGACGGAGAUCGUGGAGGAGUGCAGGAUCUCCAGCUCCACGGAACAAGCCCAGAUCUCUGAACUGUCUGAACAAGAAGAAAACCUGCUCACAACUAUCACUGAAGACGGAGACACGUAGGUUUCUGCUUUUAAAUAUACAUGUAGAACAAACAUGACAUUUCCAACAUGGGUGCAAAGUUGGUAGUAUGUAACACAAACUCUUAAAAGUUGAGUCAUAAACUUCUUUUUUGUUUUUAAUCAGGUAGAUAAUGUUGACAUAAAAUAUCUGGUUUUAAAGAUGCAUGAGCUAUUUAUAAAAAGCAAGACAAUAUUCAAAAAACAGCCAAAGUCCAUGCCAACUCUUUCAAAUGUCCUCCAAUUCAUCCAGAAAGCUGAAAUCCCAAGAAAAACCCACUGAAACCUGUUUUUGGAAGCUCAGGCUGGAGGAAACUUGUCUCUUUACGCUUUAAAAAUAAUAAAAAUCACAGCAGUCACUUGUUCAUUCCACAAAUAAUCGAUUAAUGUAAUUUCUAUACUCUAACAGGCUUGCAAGGAACUUCAGAUUAUGAUUUAAACUCCAUGGUAGAUGUUAAACACCCAUAAAAGGCGGUGUAUGGAGUCUUUAAAUCACUCUGUAUUUUGAGGCCCAGUUUUCCCAUGGUUCUGGUUUUGAAGGGGAUUUCAUCGCGCUGUGAUACUGCAGCCCUUUUUUUAAAAAUGAACUUUGUCCUCGCCAUGAAUGCACACUCACUCCUGUGCGUUCUCCCAGUCAGAAAACAGAAGUGAAACAGAUAGGCCUGGACUUCCCCAUGCAGCACAGACAAAGCACAUGCUGUGAGGCAGUACUGUGGAUGCCUUUUGAUCCACACAAACUUGUUGAUCAGGAAGGGACUGUCAGUGAGUUGGUGCAUGAUUAUGUCGGUGGAUCACUCUCAUUCAUGCGUUGCAGUUCUUUCCAAAGAGACAUUUGCAUCAGAAAUGCCAAUUUUCUUGCUGCUAAUCAGCUCCUAGUCUGACUAAAUGAAACUGCUGCUUUUGCACACAAUCUAAACAGCACAUCCUCCACACAGAAAUCAUCAUCAGCCCAUGCAGACCUUUUCAGGGCCCACUCAUCGAGCCGUGCUCCGUCAUCACAACUGUUUUGAUGUGAAAUAAGGACGUAUAAUGACUACGACUGCGAUCCUGCGAUUGAUGUCUAAGAGGUGUUGCUGUGUCUCUGACCUCUUUUCAUUUCUGCCUGCUGGUUUGUUGAAGCCACACGGUUUCGUUCUCACACCCUAACUAUAGAUACCUGUGAGGAAGAAAAAACACCUGAAAUAUGAGAGAGAAUCAUGCAUAAACUCGUUUUUUUUUUCCCCCUGUGGGUUUUUUUAAGUUCUUAUUCAUUCAAGUCUAACCUGAACCAGGAAGUCCCUUUCACAGUCAAGUGUUUCCUCAAAGGGUGACUAGUUGCUAGGGCAGAUCAAUUGAUAUGCAGGCGCUUAAAAAAGUCAGUAAAGACAUUAUUGGUGAGGCUCAAACCUAUUUCUAUUCCCCCCUUUAUGAAACACAUUUGUGUGAAACUCAAUAAUGAUGGGAUAACUGUUAAAUGCAAAUCUCCCUUUUUUUUUUAGUUUGAUUUUAGAUUUAUUGCUUUUAUGUAAAGCACUUUGGGUACCAUUUGGGAUAUUGUAAAGUGCUAUAUAAAUAAAAUUUGAUUGAUUGAUUUGAUUGAUUUUAGACCAAUAGAAUUUUUAUUGUACUUAUUCAGUUUGAUUGAGAUUAUGUAACUGACUAUUCUUCCAACACAGAGCAAGAAAUAUAAGAUCAGAUAUUUCUUUAUUAGUCCCACAAAUUCCAAAUUACAGCAGAAUUUAUUCAUUUAUUUAUUUAUUAAUUCCCCCUGAGAUCAAUAAAGUAUCUAUCUAUAUAUCUCUCUAUCUAUUUAAAUACAAAAAGAGAAUUUAAAGAAUGAAGAAACUUGAGUUAAAAAUGAUAAUGAAACUGAUUCUCAGUUUUCUGAGCGGGUCCUUUACAUUUACUGUAAUCAAAUGUUCAGUUCUUAUAAAAAGGUUAAAACCGCUCACAUCUUAUGUAUUUGUAAGGUCCUUCUGCAGACCUGACGUUGGAGUUUAUCACCACAGGUGUUGUCAGACAGAUGAAAACCACACUCUCCAAGCUCGCAGGAAAUGGCGAGCAGAGGACAUUUCAUUCAUAAAAUUCAAGAGUUGAAGGGCAGACGUGACAAAAUCUGAUUUAUCAAUUGAGUGUAAUUUGAUGGUAUUAUCCUGGGCAGCUCCUCAGGUCAUGCAUGGAUAGUAACCCCCAAAAACCCCCUCCCCCAGGGACCAAGUCUCAGUCUCAGUGACGUGGCUCAUGGUUUCUGGAGAGGCUCGUUGAUGGCGGCGGUGGCGUCCUGAUCUGAACUGUUCACUCCGACUAACUUUCAGUUAAUUUAUAAACUUGCAAAGAGGUGCAGCGAUGGCCGUCUGUAACCUCAUAAACCGCUUCAAAACGUCCACCUGUCAGCUCAGCCACAUCUCUUUUCGUGUAACUUAAAACCAACAAAUUCAGUCCCAUGGAAAAAUGACUGAAACCAAAACUGUUUUUUUUUUUUUACUGGUUAGUAACUCUGCAGAAAAACAGACUUUAACAUGAGUGUGAACAGGACUUCCUCGGCUUUUAAAGACUGCCUUUAGAGGACCUCCUGUGGUUUUCUGCACUUCUGCAUCGGCUAUAUCGGUCUGACAUCUGUUAUUUUUUUAUAGUGACAGUAAAAAUAUUUAUGACACAAGCUGCAGAAAAAAUGAUGUUAUUUAAUGCAUCGAUGCUGCUGUGUGUGCCCACUUCCUCAUGUUGUCAUAGCAGUUAGAUUAAAUUUAGGGGUGAUGUUGUUUUUGUGUGUUUAUGUAAUGUUUGAAAGAAAAGUGUUGAAUCAUCCUGAUGGUUUUAUUAACUCUUGAAACAUGUUUUGAUUGCAUCACAUUACCAAAGAAUUUGCACAAUUUAUCCACUGACUUUAUUGACACAAUCACAGGUUUAAUCAGCGCUGAAACCUUCUGCAGACGAAUGGACGAGGACAUGAGCGCAGAUAAAAGUCACGUAUAUAACGCUGAACCAGACUGAGACUUGUCAUUGACUCACUGAAAGCACAAAGCUGAAUGAAAUGUCUGCAGGGAGAUUUUGUGGGAACUUUUGAUCCCACUCUGUCUGUCUCUGAAUAGUUAAAUGACCUUUUACUCUGAAAGGAUAAGAGCGCGCAGAAACCACAGAGACAAACGUUUUACAAAACACAGAAUGUCUCCAAAACUUUAGGAAAAAUUCUUCUAAUCCUCUUCCAGUCGAGGCUCUGUCUGUGCUGCUUUCACGUUUGUUUGCUCCGUCUCCUCGCUCAGGUUUCAGGGUUGGUCUGUUUUUGUUUGUUGGCUGUUAGAUCUGAAGUCUACGAGGUAAACCUACGUCAAGGUUUCUUUAGUUUUCCUUUAGCGUCUCAGGAAAUGUCAAGUUGCUCAAUAACUAAACUAUGAAAUCUUGCCAUUUAGCCCACUGGGUGUUACUUUACUCUUGAGAUGAAUACUGAGGAAAUUGUGAUGCAACACUUUCUGUCGCUUGUUUAAUUGCGUUUUGUUGUGAUGAUUGCUCAAUAACAUGCCUGCAAGUUUUUGCAAGCAAUAACAAAAUAAUUCUUAUUCUUUCUCUUUGCCGCUCCUGUAGAAUCCUGCACUUAGCAAUCAUCCAUGAAGAAGAAGCCAUUGCUCAAGAGUUGAUAGAGAUUUUUCCAAAAGACGUCCUCGACAUCCAAAACAAUUUAUACCAGGUGAGUACAAACACACUCCAGCUCGCUCCUCGCUCACGCGGACAGGAAUUUUUCAAUCCAGAGUGACUUCCUCUUCAUUUGUCGCUCAGUUGUGGAAACUGUUGUAUUAUUUUUAUCUCUGUACUUCCAGAGAACUGUUGUUCCUCUUUAUUUGCAGUCCGUCCUCUCUCUCUGGGACGUCACUGUGGGUGGUUCAAGUGUUAGCUCAUAAGGGACCUCGAAUGGAAACUCCCCUCCUCUACCUCCUGUAGAAAUAGAACCACAGGGAGCUGUGAGGAGCGUAUCCUUGUGUGGAUGUUGGUGGAGGCGGCGUUCCAGCGCUCCAAGAAUUUUCAGAGCAGAGUCUUGUUAGUGCGGCGAACAGAGAGAGAACGGACACAUCUGUCAAAAAGGAACAGUGAAGUUUCAGCACUUCUCAGCGUGACUCACUCAGCCCUCAGUCUGCUCUGUCAGCCUGAUUAUUGUGAGACCUUAAACACGGAUAAAUCACUCAAGAAAGGUCGUCUCUGCACAAGCAACUCUGCAGAGACUCUGUUUCUGAUGACAAAUGAAAGUGUGGAAUUAGUGCCAUCGUGUAUAAAAAGCAGAGGCGUCACACUCUGCACCUACAGUUACCUCAGCUGACCACAGUGCCAUGCAACCACAAGUCUCGUUUUGGGUACUUCACUCAUUGAAUCAUGUGUGCAGCCACAAGCUGAAGUCUCCGAAACAGGAGCUGUGUCUUAUUUCAUCUGCAGCAGUUUAUUAUAUUUGAAGAGGCUAAAGCUGAUUUAUAUUGUUUUUAUUUAUUUAGCACAGAUUAAAAAGUGUGCAAGGAGGGAACAGAGCUGAUAGGGUUAUACAGAGUUCAGCUCCCAUCAGGGCAGAGAAGGCGAACGGUGCAAACCACAACGUAAUUAAGACAUAGACAGGUUAUAAACAUACAAUAAGUGGGGAAAGGUCAAACAUGUACUUAUUUUCAUAAAUAGAACACAGACUAAUCAUCAAACAGUGAUAGAGACAAUAUAAGAAUUCAUGAAAAGGAAAGAAACAUGAUCAUAACAGAUAAUGACGUGUUUAAGACGUGAUCAGAUGAGAUUUUAAUGAGAUUUUAAAGGAUUUAAGGGAUGAUAUUGAUUUUGGAGAUCCAUCCAGAUUAUUCCACAGUUUCAGUCCUCUAAAAGUGACAAGAAGUUCAACAGGAAGGUUACUGAAGAUGGUUAUUUUGUCUUGUUGAGUACGGGUGAAGGUCGGAUGAAAAGGUAGAAAAGUUUCAGGAAGGUUUUGUUUGUUAUUGUUUUUAGAACAUCACAGAUUUUAUGUCCUAAUCUCAUGAUCAAAUUUUAACCAACAAACUACCGUUAGGUAUCCUUUAUUAUGAGUAAAUUCAAACUGUUUCCUCUGGUGUUCCUCAGAGCCCCCUGCACCUGGCCACGUACCUGAACCUGACCGAAGUGGUGAAGGGUCUUUUGAAAAAAGGAGCGAGUCUGGAGCUGCAGGACCAGGACGGGAACACGGCGCUCCAUAUGGCCUGCCAGCAUGGGCAGACAGAGUGCGCCACCGAGAUGACCAGCGAGGUUUCCCUGAGCAAGCUGGCACCGGUCCUCGAGACCCAGAACUGGAGGGGUGAGGAUGAAGGGCUAACAGCUGCUGCGCCUCUUCAGCCAAUAACGCUUUUCUUUUUGGAGACACAUGACUUUGUCUGCAUCAUGUCUAAAUUAAGCUCCAGUCUUCUGGCUCCUCAGUUUUAUUCAAGAACAGACACAUCUGUAAAGUGAGAGCAGAUGUGGAAGGUUUUUCACCCCCAUCUGUUCCUCAUAUGUGUCCUUUUUGUAAAUCCAGUUUUUAUCCUGAACUGCCUGAAAAUGAUCCGAAGAUUUUAAACAACACGUGUCGUUGCAGGUCUUACCUGUCUUCACCUGGCUGCUCUGAACAGGCAGCAUCAAAUCAUGUGUCUCCUAAUGAAGAAGGGAGCAGACCUGAACAUACAGGUGGGUUCUCCUUCAUUCUGCAUCACAGUGGUUGUUAGAUAGAGGAGGAGUUUGCUUUAGAUCUCUCUCUUUUUUGGCAUUUUGUAAUUUAGAGAUGUCGCAGAUUUCUACCUGCAGCCCAAAAAGAUAUAAUUUGUGCAUCAAACAUCCUCCCUGGUUGUGUUUUAGAAGAGAGAGGAUAUGAAAACUCUUCUCUGAGUUGGUUUGCCUGUCGUUGUUUCCUUCGUUUUAAUCCUGCUGAGUUCUUGUGUUUGCGAUCACACUGCGCCCCUUCAGACUCAGUUUACAGCUCCUGGCUUUACGUUGUGUUCCUGACUAUAAAUCUGCUGCACCUGUGCUGAGCUGAUAGUGAUAUGAGCCGAGCUUGAGGCUUCCUGCGUGUUGACAUAAUUAGAUAUGAGAUAUGAUUAGGCCGAGCUCGCCGCUCUUAACUUUCUAAUGAUGGAAAAGAACAUGGCGGUGAGUCCCCAAACCGGCCCAGACAUUCCUCUCCGUUUAAAUCAGCAGCCGCACAUACAGCUCUGCCUCACAUCCUUCUUAUCAAUCUGAGUUUAUAAGCUUGGAUGUUUCAAAAUUAACAGAAAAUAUAUAUAUUUAAAUAAAACUGAUCACUGUUGUUCCUCCACGCUCCAAACAGGAAGGAACUAGCGGAAAAACAGCUCUUCAUCUCGCCGUCGAACUGCACGACAUCACGUCCGUGAAGCACCUCCUCAGUAAAGGAGCCAACGUGGACGCAGCCAUGUUUAACGGCUGCACGGCCCUGCAUCUCGCCGUGGGGAGGCAGGACGCCGCCAUCGCUCACCUUCUCUGCCAGUCCGGGGCCGACACGAUGCUGAGGAACAUGGAGGACGAGACGGCGCUGGAUCUGGCUGACGGCAACGAUGAUGUAAGUUCAUGUGAAAGUCAGUUACAGGUUCAUAAACGGAACAAAACAUCCGACAAAACACACGACUUGUUGAUCAGUCUUCUGUCCCGUCGAUUCUCAGGGUUUUGGUAUCAUUUUUAUCUUCCCUCCCAAAAAAACUUCCAUAUGAAGCUGGAAAAGUCUCCAGUAAACAUCGUCUUUAUUUAACAAUAUUGAACCCAGGGUUGAUUUAGAGUUUUAGACUUUGAAAUCGUCAGUAUUGGUUCACUAAUGAGAAUUACUGACAAAGAGAAAAACAGCAGCUCUUUCCUUUCAGAGAAAUUUUAAACUUUCCCUGUUUUGUAAGUCUGUUUUUUCGCUCCUCAAACCGCCUGCAGUUGUUGGUGUUCUCGGUCUCAGUGCUGUAAAACCUGUCAUUCUUCCAGAACAGCAUAUUUCUGUCAGUGCGGGUUUGUAGUCUCUGCUGGUGCUAAAGACGCAAAAUUAGAUCAAUUUAUAUGAGUAUUUAUUGAUAAUUCCCCCUUAAAGCAACACGAGCUGUACUGAUAGAUCUCUUAUACUGAGCACCGAUGUUUCAGGUUUACUUCUCUACCCUCUCCUGAUUUUGGAUGUGAUAAAAUCUGUGUCUUUGUCCUUCUAGAUCCUGGCUCUCUUUCCUUUCGAUGACAUCCAGAUCUCGGGGCGGUCGGUGGUCGGUGUGAAAUUUUGAGCUGAGUAUCAGAAAACGAUUUUUGCCUCUCAGCACCUGGAACUUCUGAUCAGGAAAACAAAAGCGUUAUCUGGGCUGAAGUUGAAAUAGUGCCUCUAUUUGUAGUAGAUUCUGAUUUGAUCGGUUUUAUCCAUUAUCUAAACAAAUAUAUGCACCAUAUAAAUCUUACUUCUCUCUGGCAGACAGAGGAUUUUAGCUUAAUUUAACACUGUAAGAAAAUACUUUGGUUUUGAGUCUUUUUUUCUCUUUUUUUGCUUCUCUUGCUCACGGCUCGGGGGGAGGGUUGCUGAAAAUCCACCUCUGUAUGAGUGCCAAACUUUCAAACUUGUUAAAGAUCCAUCGAAAAUUCUACCUCUUUAUUACAAGAACCUUGUUUUCAUGGCUAAAAAUGGAGCAUUCAAUGUUUCAUGGUAUCUCAAACUUCAGGAAAUUAUUGCAUUUGUUUUGUAACUCGUUCAUAUCUCCUGGAAAUGUGGCGUUUCUUUGAAGCCACAAAAAGACUUUCCUUAGAGUCCAGAAAUAGCAGCAGGAAAUCAAAGAUCCAUUCACAACAUAAUAAACCAUGUCCUGAAGGGACCUGCAGUCUUUCAAAAUGAUCUAAUUAUUGUCUAAACCAGUUUCUGAGACAGAAAUGUGAUAUAUAAUUCAGGAAUUAGCCUUCAUCUUUCUGAUUAUUUUGGCUCCUUACAGUCAUGAUUUUUGUUUCCCUAUUUAUCUUAAUCUUAAUCUGCGGGAAUAUCUGACUGUGCUCUGGUGUGAGAUUACACUGCCCUUUGUAGUAAUAUAAACAGUUUAUUUUGUAAUAAAAUGAAGAAAAAGCUCACUGCA